Molecule: messenger RNA, 1637 nt
Organism: Emericellopsis atlantica
Lineage: Eukaryota; Fungi; Ascomycota; Sordariomycetes; Hypocreales; Bionectriaceae
Product: cyclin-like protein
Exons: 2
Coding region: 119-1402 (427 amino acids)
Biological process (GO): positive regulation of DNA-templated transcription, elongation; regulation of transcription by RNA polymerase II
Cellular component (GO): nucleus; cyclin/CDK positive transcription elongation factor complex
Molecular function (GO): cyclin-dependent protein serine/threonine kinase activator activity
Source: RefSeq, a predicted model, not a curated record
CCGACGUCACGCCACAAACUUUCACUUUCCUUUCAACGCCCCGCGGUAGCGCGCCUUCUCAGAUGCCUCACGACUUUGUCUCAUUCAACGCGACACGUUUGCUACAAGCGCCAUAGCGAUGGCCUCCAUCGAUCGUUACCGCCCAGCGCGCGAAGGCUACAAACCUCCAACGGCGAACAGGCGGGAUUACGGGGCCUCGAAAUCGCCAACUCAGAGACGCGAUGUGCCCCCAGCCGUCCCGACUCCGCCUCAGAACAGCUCUCGGAACUCGCCACCACGAGCAUAUGCUCGCGCUGGGCAUCAAUCGCCAAAUCGGUCAGGGGCGCAAACGCCGCUCGCGAAUUACAACCAGUGGGCCUUUUCGCAAGAUGAAAUCAACAGCUCCCCAACGAUACUUGAUGGCAUCGCCCCAUCAGAAGAGAGACUGCGCCGGGCAAAAGGCAUCAACUUCAUUUAUCAGGCGGGUGUGGCGCUAGAUCUGCCACAGAUCACGUUGUGGGUGGCCGGCGUUUUCUUCCAUAGGUUCUUCAUGCGCGUCAGCAUGGCGCCAGAGAAACAAGGCAUACACCAUUAUAACAUAGCGGCAACUGCUCUCUUUCUCGCAAACAAGACCGAAGAAAAUUGCCGGAAAACCAAAGAUAUAAUCAUUACGGUAGCCAAGGUGGCUCAGAAGAACAACAACUUAAUCAUCGAUGAGCAGAGCAAGGAGUAUUGGCGCUGGCGAGACAGCAUCUUGACCUACGAGGAGGUCAUGCUAGAGCAGCUGACCUUUGAUCUCAUGAUCGAUAAUCCAUACCGCAACCUCUUCGACCUACUGGGCCAGCUUGAAAUUGUACACAACAAGCAAUUACGACAAGCUGCAUGGGCGUUCUGCAACGACGCAUGCUUGACGACUCUACCUUUAUUGAUGGAUGCCCGGGACGUCGCCAUCAGCGCAAUAUUCUUUGCAAGCAUACACACGAAUCAGCAGAUCGACGACUUCAAGGGUGAGGCAUGGUGGAGGUAUCUGAGAGGCUCAGAGGACCGCAUCAUCAGGGCAAUCGAGACCAUGCGCCAGUUCUACACGGACAACCCGCUUAGGAAGCAGAAUCCGUCGUUGCCAUCACCGGCGUUUGAUCUGGAAAGCUCUAGGAGGAAAGGAGAGGCGUACGCAGAUAACAUGUCGUCGACAGCCGCGACGCCAAUGGAGAUUGAUAGAACGAGCAAGAGUCCCCUACCCAGGGCCAACGGCGCUUCGCAUGAGAGAGACUCGGAGCAACACGCUUCGCAGUCAAGCAACCGCAUACCUUUGUCACCGUCCAAACGGAAGAUGCCGGAGGAUGGGUCAAGGCUUCAGGACGAAAGAGAUGAGAAAAGAGCGCGAAUGUCGGAAGAUGAGGAAGGCGAGCUCGUGGAGGACUAGGGGAUCACGCACACAUGCAAGAGACGCCCACCACAUUAUACCACACCCGCAGGGUUCAGGGAUUCUUCGGGCGUUUGGGGUGAAUUUUAUUUGUGCUUUAGGAACAGCGAGGGGCAAGAGCAUGAUUCCCGAUGACUUUCGCGUGAAAGAUCCAGCGUCUAAUGGGUGUUUUAAGAUAGCUGUUCUGGUCAUGACCAAGAGAGAAAAUAUGAUUAAUCGAGCAAUCAGAGUCUCA